AGGUACUUGUUGUGUUUUGUUUUGGGGCUUAAAUAUCGGACGGUUCUUGACCGAAGAGAGACUUGCGGAGCAGAGAGCAGCACCCCUCAGUAUAUACACAUUACUAUUGUCGAUUGGAAAAAACGCGUGAUCCGGUUAUACCAAACGUAAAGUGAAAAGUGAGUGCUUGUCUUAGCCCGUACAAGUGAAAAUCUAUAAAAAAAAGAGCGAAGGCGUUGAAAGAAGGUCCAACUGUAUAAAUGAAGGGGACCAAAAAGAAGGUCUUGUUCAAACCCAGCACCGGAAGAGUGACCCGCGCAACGACGCGCGGAAAAAAACACCAACCCCGGAGUGCAAGCGCGCCAAGGCUAGGAGAAUCACCUGAAAGAGAGCCUUAGGAGCUCGCCCAGAAUCAGCCAGUACAGGUAGACACCCUGUUCGAAGAAAACAAUCUGGACCAAGCCACCGGAUUGGAAGGAGCCGCCGGUGGAGAUAAUUUACCUCUCGGACCUCCUAGAGGGAGAUGAAGUAAGCUUCCCCAAUAUCAGAGACACGAGAAGGACAGCUUAGAAGCUGCCGAGCGACGUGAGCAGAGAUUGAUGGAGCUCUUGAGGCAGAGCAACGAGAUGCAGCGUGGAAUGAGCGCUCAGAUAGAAGCAUUGAAAACGCAAGUAGCCGAGACGCAGUCUACAACAUCUAGAGAGCCCGAACCAAAGGGUCCCACUGACAGCUUCUUGAGAUACCAAGAGACUCCGCCUCUGAAACCGGUGACGCAGGACAAUCUCAAUAGUUAGAUGCAUCGUUUAAAAACACCCAGGCGAACAGAUACGGAGACGAGCCACCAAUUGCAUCCAGGGAUCGAUAGGAACGCAUCAUGUCAGGGACCGAGAUCAAGAGAUGUCAGACUAGACAUGUGGAACCAAAAGUUCAACGGCAGCGGACGCGGCAUGACAGUUGGGAGCUUCCUGUUCCGCGUGGACCGACUGCAAGAAUUGUACGACCUCAAUCCCCAGCAAGUAUUUCGUGAGUUCCAUCUUCUUUUGACCGGUGCGGCCACUAAAUGGUAUUGGCAACUGAUUAAGGACAAGGCGAAAGAUUACGAUUUCGACUACUUCUCAUUUACCCAGGAAAUGAGACGGCCGUUUUCCACUACCACGAGCGACCUCAUGAAAGUCAAGAAUCUAAUGGAUCGCAGAGGGCCGCACGAAACUUUUGGCGAUUAUAAUUCGGAUAUGCACAACUUGCGUUUCAAACUGAAGCGUAAAAUCGCUGAAGAUGAGUGUGUCGAGCUUUUGAAAGACAACAUGAACUCCCUGCUAACGUCCCCAUUAACUUUGUUAGCGGAAUUCAAAAGGGAAGGUCUCCGAGUAGUCCGCUGGUUGAAAAAUACUGCGAAUAACAUGCACAGCGCCACCAAACUUGAACUGUAG
Molecule: messenger RNA, 1409 nt
Organism: Drosophila biarmipes
Lineage: Eukaryota; Metazoa; Arthropoda; Insecta; Diptera; Drosophilidae
Exons: 2
Coding region: 774-1409 (211 amino acids)
Source: RefSeq, a predicted model, not a curated record